GCUGGGAAAUAGUACAAUAUUUAUGGAAUUGGGGUAUUACAAGAGUAAGUUAUAAUUCUAAAGAUUUGGACUAAAUUGAUAAGCUCAUUCGCUCGAUGAAGUAAAAUAUGGAAAUCAGUUUCAAAAUUGGAUAAAUGAACUCAGAAGAUUGACAACAACAGAAACUUCACAACAACACUUGAUUAACAAACAAAACAAUAAAAUGUCUACCGCUGAAGAAAAAGACAAAGAGGCAAACGAAAGUAACAGUAGUUUUGGAGAAAGACUUGUCGUAGAUUUUGACAGUGUUCUGAAAUACGUUGGUUCAUGUGGACGAUAUCAGAUUCUGCUUGUGCUAAUGGCUUAUUAUGUUUGCCUUCCAUGUGGAAUGCAUCAAGUAGGUGCAGUGUUUUUAGCAGCCAUUCCAAAAUACCGGUGUUUCAUACCAGGAGUUGAUGGCAAUCCGUUGUAUGCAAAUACAUCUUGGGAUGAUAUCGUGAAAGCCACUACACCAGGCAAUGAUGGGGACUACGACACUUGUAAAAGAUACAACUACACUUGGAGCAAUUGCACUGAUGGCACAUUUGCUUGCCAUGACGGUAAAGAUGAGCCAAAUACAAUCGCCUGCAAAAAAUACGUUUAUGACGACAGUGUUUAUAAAAGCACCGUAACAACCGAGUGGGAUCUCGUUUGUGACCGACUCAUUGUUGGAACCAGUGUGACAGCGAUAUAUUAUGUUGGCGUCUUGUUCUCAGCUUUAAUAGGGGGAAACAUAGCUGAUCUAAUUGGAAGAUGCCCCACCAUGCUUGGAGGUCAGAUGGGUCUGAUGGUUGUUGGCAUGGGAUGUGCUUUUUCGCCUACUUUAGCCGCUUUUGCUGCUACAAGAUUUGCUUUGGCUUUAUUUCUCAUGGCAAGCUACGUCGCUUCAUUUGUGUACGUAAUGGAAAUAACUUCAGGAAAAUGGAGAACGUUCGUCGGUAUAAAUAUUCAGGCAGCUUUCGCAUUAGGAUACAUGAUAUUGUCAGGACUUGCGUAUAAUUGGAGAGAAUGGAGAGAACUUCAAUUUGUAAUUUCCCUGGUGUCGCUGCCAUUUGCUUUGAUGUGGAUUUUUAUGCCGGAAUCACCAAGGUGGCUAUUUUCAAAGGGAAGAGACGAGAAAGCUAAAGAUAUAACCCUUACAAUGGCAAAAAGAAAUGGAGUUGAUCUUCCAAAAGAUGUAUGGGAAAUGUCAUCAACAACUGAAUCCAAAGAUUACGGAAAGAUAUUUUCACCAAUUGAGUUAUUUCGUCGCCCAAAGAUGCGGAUACUUACUUUCAAUGUUUUAUUCAAUUGGUUCGUUAUAUCUUUGGUUUACUAUGGGUUAUCACUGAACGUAGGAAAUUUAGCAGGAGACGACUACGUAAACAAUACGUUGAGUGGAUUGGUUGAAUUGAUCGCAUUCCCCAUAGUUAUUUUAACAAUCGAUAGAUUUGGACGGAGAAUAAUACUUUGCAUAUCACUGAUCUUUGGAGGAUUGUCUUGCCUUGGGUCAACAGUUGCAAAUGUUUAUGCGGAAGAAAGCGAAGCAUUGGGAACACUCGGCACCGUGUUAGCUUUGUGCGGAAAACUUGCCGUCUCUGGGGCAUUUGCCAUCAUUUACAAUUACACCGCAGAAUUAUAUCCAACUGUAGUAAGGAGCACUGCAGUCGGUAUAGGAUCAAUGGCUGCCAGAGUGGGCAGUGUGUUAACGCCUUACACGUUAUAUCUACAAUAUUCUGUGCCCUGGCUCACUGGGACCAUUUUCGGAAUUUUAUCUUUGUUGGCCGGGGGAACUAGCCUACUUUUUCCAGAAACAAUGGGAGUACCAAUGCUGACCACUUUGGAUGAAGCUGAAUCAUUCUACGUCCAUCGCAAGUACGAUGGCACCUGCAGUUAUCAUCAGACUUUGCAAAGUGUUGAUUCGAAUAGCAACACAGACGAAGUAAAAUGUAUUGGAGAAGAUCCAAAGAAUACAGUUAUCGACUCGGCUCUCACUUCGCUCUGAUGAUGUACCUGUAAUUUGCUUCGCGAGAUACAAGAAGGUGUUCAGAUUUUUGUUAGGCAAUGUGUGUUUAUAUUAUGCUGUUUUCUGCAUAAAAUUUUUAAAAUUUAACGUCUGGUGCAGAAUCGUUGGACAGUGGAAGCUCAAGUAUGAAAUAUGCAGUGAGUUUAAUCAUAUUUUAUGGUCCAUAAAAUGAAUAAUUGAAAUUGACAAGUGCCUUUAUCUUUCUAGUCAUAUGAUUCUAACAAAAAUUUCUUGCUUAAACUCUCUAGCCUGAAUGAGUCCAAUUUGAAAUUCUUCUUUUGUAGAUUGGAAUUUUUUUUAUUGUCGUCCCAAUAGUGUUUGUUUGUUAGGCCAAACUUACUCAUUUGUAUCUUUUCUGCUAUCCCGUACAUACGUCUUUUAUAAAAGUCAUUUUUCUCGUAU
Messenger RNA from Styela clava, 2425 nucleotides. Its product is annotated as organic cation transporter protein-like. Gene Ontology annotation, molecular function: transmembrane transporter activity. NCBI's taxonomy places the organism in Eukaryota, Metazoa, Chordata, Ascidiacea, Stolidobranchia, Styelidae. Gene Ontology annotation, biological process: transmembrane transport. Gene Ontology annotation, cellular component: membrane. The record is from RefSeq and is a predicted model, not a curated record.